CCCGACCUUACCCUGCUCAUUUCAGGCAGUAGUGAAAUUGUGGUGAAACUUACGAUUAAUGGCCCUGAUACACGCAAGUAUGGAUUACAAAAACGAAGGCCACAGCGGGGUCAACCAGCUGGGUGGUAUAUUCGUGGGUGGCCGACCGCUACCCGAUUCCACCCGGCAGCGAAUCGUUGAGCUUGCACACGCUGGAGCACGACCAUGCGACAUAUCCCGCAUUUUACAGGUUUCCAACGGAUGUGUCAGCAAGAUUCUGGGCAGGUACUACGAAACCGGUAGCAUUCGACCACGGGCCAUCGGAGGUUCCAAGCCUCGCGUAGCCACCCCGGAAGUUGUUCACAAGAUUUCGAUGUUCAAACAAAACUGUCCGAACAUUUUUGCCUGGGAAAUUCGAGACAAACUGUUGAACGAAAGAAUUUGUACACCGGAGAACAUUCCCAGCGUUUCUUCCAUCAACCGUGUUCUUCGGAAUCUAGCCGCCCAGAAGGAGUUCAGCAAGAAACCACACGCACAAGAAUCAUCCGCCGAAGAAUCGAGCUACUUGUCCGCCAAACCGAUCAGUGAGAAUUCGCCUUUUAUUCAUUACAAAUACGGAGAUAAUGCCGACAUCAAACCGACCAAUGAGCAUGAUGGCAAGAGCACAUUCGGGAAGCAUUGUUUCACCAAUCUGGACUCCCCGGUACCGCUGGGAACGAGCAGCAGUAGCAGUAGCAACGUGAAACCUCCAUCAAUUCCACAAACCGUCAACUUCGACAGUGAUUCGGAACGGCUCAGUCUCAAGCGAAAGCUACAACGGAACAGAACUUCUUUCACCGUAGACCAGAUUGAAUACCUUGAAAAAGAGUUCGAACGGACGCACUAUCCGGACGUAUUCUCGAGGGAACGGUUGUCUUCCAAAACCAAUCUACCUGAGGCACGGAUUCAGGUUUGGUUCUCCAAUCGCCGUGCCAAGUGGCGCCGCGAGGAAAAGCAACGUUCGCAAGCGGUAUCCGAAGGAUCCAACGUUGCCGUAUCCGUAUCGGCGGCUGCCCCACAACAACCAUCCACUAUUUCGUCUUGCAUGAACCUGACUUCGCCACUGGUAUCUCACGUGUACGAUUCGAACAUGUGCGUCGAAGACUCCAACAGUAAUUAUCUCAGCAAAACGUAUCCGUUGGAACCGAGCGCUUUCCAGAAUCUUGAUCCGCUGAAAUCGCCGCCUUCUCACCAUUCUCAGAAUCAUUCGCCAAUGUCUUUCAAGCUGUUUCCUCCCGGUGGAUCGUCAACUCAGGGAACCUCUAGCGGUGGUGGCGGUGGUGGUGGUGGUGGUGCAGCUGGCGGUUCUGGAAGUGCCUCGGGAUCAUCGGGAGUGCACCACGAACCGAACAUGAUGGAUGCCGUAGCCCUGUCCAACAAUGGCGGUUUCUCUCACGUACCUACCUCGGACGAUAAGUCCUUGUACAACCACUUUGCCUAUUCGGCUUCGUCCGUGGCGGUAGCGGCCGCAGCUAACAUGCACCAUUCGGCGGCGUACUCGGCGGCCGCAGCAGCCGCUGCCGAUCACCACCACCAUCAUCAUCAUCAUCCUCAUCAGUCGUACAAUGGGAUGUACCUGAAGAAUCAGCUGUACAAUAUUCCGUCUACCGGAGUUCUGAGCUUCCAAUCGACGCUGGACUGGAACAAAAGUUAGUGGUAAGCACCGUGAGGUCUUGCCUUCGAGGACCUCUUCUCUGAGUGUUGUUGACGAUGAUUAUGCUAAUUAUGAUGAUGAUGAUGACGAUGAUGAUAAUGAUGAUAAUGCUGAUGAUAAUAAUGAUUGCCAUACAAGAAAAAAACCGUUGCAGUAUUUGUGGUGCGCUCCGAACCUCUCUUUAUCACUUUACUAUUGAAACGUGAAUUAAAUGUUGAAACCGAUGACACAAAGCUACAUAUGUAAGAAUGCAACAGAAUCGUGAUCAGUUUUUUGCUAAUAGUGAUGGUUGUCCGUACUUAUACAUAUAUCUAUAUAUAUCGAAACAAAAACAAAAGGUAUUAUUUUUGCGUCUCAUUACAUUCUAUUAAAUGCUGUGAAACAACAAGAUAAAAUGUGUUAGACAAAUUAAAUAUUUUAAAAAUUGACCUCUAGUGUACGGUGAGUCGUAAUUGCAAAUCUUCUUAGAACAAUAUUACUGGUUCCAGUAAACUUGAAACUGAAAUGUACAAUAAAAAAAUGCACAUUAUUGCUCUA
Molecule: messenger RNA, 2209 nt
Organism: Malaya genurostris
Lineage: Eukaryota; Metazoa; Arthropoda; Insecta; Diptera; Culicidae
Product: paired box protein Pax-6-like
Exons: 7
Coding region: 59-1672 (537 amino acids)
Biological process (GO): regulation of transcription by RNA polymerase II; anatomical structure development
Molecular function (GO): RNA polymerase II cis-regulatory region sequence-specific DNA binding; DNA-binding transcription factor activity, RNA polymerase II-specific
Source: RefSeq, a predicted model, not a curated record